AUGACGAAAGGAACUUCCUCGUUCGGAAAGCGCCACAACAAGUCGCACACUAUGUGCCGUCGCUGUGGUCGCCGCUCUUUCCACAUCCAGAAGCACACUUGCUCCAGCUGUGCCUACCCCGCCGCUAAGACCAGGAAGUACAACUGGUCCGAGAAGGCCAAGAGGAGAAAGACCACCGGCACCGGCCGUAUGAGGUACCUCAAGACCGUCAACAGGAAGUUCAGCAACGGCUUCCAGCAGGGCGCUCCCAAGGGUGCCCGUGGCCCCAUCGCAAACACCGUCACCGUCGAAUAA
Messenger RNA from Morchella importuna, 294 nucleotides. RefSeq lists its product as uncharacterized. Gene Ontology annotation, biological process: translation. The transcript is spliced from 4 exons. NCBI's taxonomy places the organism in Eukaryota, Fungi, Ascomycota, Pezizomycetes, Pezizales, Morchellaceae. The record is from RefSeq and is a predicted model, not a curated record. Gene Ontology annotation, molecular function: structural constituent of ribosome; RNA binding. Bases 1 to 294 code for a protein of 97 amino acids. Gene Ontology annotation, cellular component: ribosome; cytosolic large ribosomal subunit.